Messenger RNA from Puccinia triticina, 723 nucleotides. RefSeq lists its product as uncharacterized. NCBI's taxonomy places the organism in Eukaryota, Fungi, Basidiomycota, Pucciniomycetes, Pucciniales, Pucciniaceae. Bases 1 to 723 code for a protein of 240 amino acids. The record is from RefSeq and is a predicted model, not a curated record. The transcript has 4 exons.
AUGAUCGAGGCUGAAAACCGAGGUGCGCCCGCCCCCGCACCCCACAGACAGCAGGCCUCGGACCGGAACGUGUGGCCAUCCUCGCUCUCGUAUCCACCCGAGUCACCUGCGCAUGUGGCGGAGUUUUGUCGGUCUUGCGUCUGGCUACAGCUCAGCACUACAGAUACAGUUUCCCGCCCGCAGAAGCCCAACUUUGGGGAUCCAUUCUUCUGGGCCAAGCGGGUCAAGAAUCUUGGUAUUGGUGCCGGCCUCGGCAAGCUCUCUGUCAAGACCCUCUGCUCAGCCCUCCAUCUUUCUACCUCCGAUCUUACUCAGAUCUCAAGGGCUAGAAUCAUAGGUCAACUUAUUUGGGAAGAGAACAAGGCCGCUAAGGUUGUCGAAUGCCUCUAUUGCAACCUUGAUUACGCUAGGUGUUUGGUCAAAUGCCAGACAAGCAACACCACCAUUGGUCCCUCCCUUCACCCUUCUCCUGACACUGACACCACGAACACCCGUCUCUUGGCUUCCAAGGGCAAGCAGAAAGCUGUCCCCAUUGAUACAAAGCAGCAAGAGCAGGAAAAGGAGGAGCCACACACGGCCUCCUCCAAGUCUGCGCAGGCGCCCAUUGACAAAGAACACUCCUCUGACGAGUCCGCCUCCUGUGACAUCUUUUCUCAGCAAUCACGCUCCGACCCCGCCUCUGAACCCGCCCUCAACCUCUCCACCUCCUUUGACCAGUUCUGA